Messenger RNA from Didymodactylos carnosus, 624 nucleotides. The record is from the annotation of a GenBank genome assembly. Lineage: Eukaryota; Metazoa; Rotifera; Eurotatoria; Philodinida; Philodinidae.
AUGGGUACUUGUUCACGUCGUUUGAAUUUAUUACUGGGUGUAACUGGUAGUGUUGCAGCCAUUAAAGUAUCUGAAUUAGUUCAAUUAUUUAAUGAUAAGAAUUUUAAUAUUAUUAUUAUACCAACAAAAGCUUCUCAAUAUUUUAUGAAAUUAGAUGAACAAUCAAAUAUACAGCAUGGAAUAAUUAAUGAUUUAACUGCGAAUAAAAACGAAGUUAAAAAUCUCUAUUUUUUGGAUGAAGAUGAGUGGUUAACAUGGCAUGAACGAAAUGAUCCUAUAUUACACAUUGAACUGAGAAAUUGGGCGGAUAUCUGUCUAAUAGCACCAUUAGAUGCUAAUACUUUAGCAAAAUUAUCUAAUGGUUUAUGUGAUAAUCUUUUGACAAAUGUUGUUCGAGCAUGGGAUAUUAGAAAUAAAUUAUUAUUUCUAGCACCAGCCAUGAAUACAUACAUGUACGAACAUCCUCUAACUAGAAAACAAUUGGAUAUUUUGAAAACAUUUGGAUAUAUAGAAAUUGAAUCUAUCGAGAAAACACUCAUGUGUGGACAAAAAGGUUUAGGGGCAAUGAGUAGUACACAAACAAUUGUUGAUACAAUUAUUAGUAGAUUAGCUGAGAGAACUUAA